UGAAAUUGUCCAAUAUUUCUCCCAAUACUGUGGUUAUUAGUACAACGGAGGCUAGUGGAGAUGGAAGUAAAUGAAAAAAUGCUGCUCCUCUAUGUUCUUUGCUAUCCAUGUCAUUUGUCAUGUAGACUUGAACAGUGGUGCUUUGCAACCAGAGUCUACCCUCUUUAUUGGCCCCAUGUGGAUAUUCCACUCAUCCUCACUUCUCCACAAUAACCAGGUCUUUUUUUUCAGAUUAUAGUGAUUGCUGGAAGAAAGAGGAAGAGCCUGAAGAUCUGCUUUCACUUCUACGAAAGUGAGUAACUUUCCACUUCAUCCUGAGUCCUUCCUACUGCUGCCUAUGACAUCAUCCAGCAACACAAAGCUCUCAUAGGGGAGGAAGGAGCCUCAGGUGGGGCAGUAUGUGUCUAAAGCUCUGGAGUUAUGGGACAUCAAGGGCUUUGUAAUAUUAGUGAGUGGGGCAAUGAGGAGCCAUGGAUCACAGGUGUUAACCCCUGCACCACCUGCCCUACCUCCUGUGCCCAUCUGCUCCUGGCUGAAGCCUGUGCCUCUAUCUCUUGCAGCCACCUACAGAAGCUCCAGGAUGACAGCAGAUUUCAUCAGCUCAUAAAAGGAGAUGACCCAGAUAAGUCAGCUGGAGUCCAACAAUCACAUACACUGCCUGUGGAGGAUACUUUGGCCACUGCCUUCUUCCCUUUGGCUUCCCUGAUUUCUUUGAGCAAGCGCCCUCUGCUUCUGGCCUCUACUUCCUCACCAGACCUAAUGACUUCCUCAGAUACUCUUGAGUCUCACUCAUCCUUGAGUGCUUCUAAAUCAAGAGAGUCUAUGAUUCCUCUAGAACAACGUUCACCUCAGCCACACAGAAUUUCCUCUCCACAAUCUCAUUCUCCUGAUCACAUGGCCCAUUGUGCAUCUCUGCCAAGCCCCAGCCUGAAUUCUUCUCAGUGUGACUCAAUGACACUUUCACUGGGAACCAACCCACAGAGCUCCUCUCCACCCAAAAAAUAUUGGUUGCCUUCUCCUGUCCCACUGCUAUCUCCUGUCUCAUCGCCUUCUCCUGGCCCAUCAUCUUUUCCUGUCCCAUUGCCAUCUCCUGUCCCACUGCCAUCUCCUCUCCCAGCAAUUUCAGGCCAUAUUCUCUCCACCUGUCCCAUCUCAUCUCUCUCCUGGUGGCAGAUGGCUGCCAGAGUCUGUGACCUCUCUCACUCCCCACACAGUGAAUCCAAGAGAGAUCAUGCUUCUCACCCACCAGAGGACACACUCUGGGGAAACCACCCACACUCUCAGGUAGAGACUGAAGGGACCUCUUUCAUUAAUUCCAACGCCCAGAAACUAUUGGAGAUACUGAUCAGCAAGAGAGCAGAAAGGAAAAUUUGUAAUUUGAAGACAAAAAAUGAAACAGUCUACUCCCUGAAUUCUCAGGGAAGCAAAGUAAAGUCACUGGGCAGGGAGCAGAAUACUACCAUCUGGAAUACAAAAGGAUACUCAUGCCUAAAGGCACAGACUAAACCAGAGAAGCAGCCUCAAGAACGGACUACUGACAUCAUCCUGCAAGACUGUGCCACUGACAUGUUUCAUGAGGACUGUGGCCCCAAGGUGCUCUGGACUGCAAAUAUCCUAACUUCAGAGGAGAGAUAG
This is a messenger RNA of Ictidomys tridecemlineatus (thirteen-lined ground squirrel), 1635 nucleotides long. The record is from RefSeq and is a predicted model, not a curated record. Lineage: Eukaryota; Metazoa; Chordata; Mammalia; Rodentia; Sciuridae.